GUCAUGUUCUUGACGUCAGAGAGCCAAACAAUAUUUUUUCACACCUGCUACUGUCUGAGAAAGAUUGCGCUGACUUUGACCUUUGACCUGUGCAGGGAGAGCAUAUGCCAGUCUGGUUCAGAUAAUCUAUGAUCCAGACCACAAUAAUGAGGAAGAAUCUUGUCAGGAUGUGACCUAUAUGUCAGACUGGGACACCUGCUCACUUUAUAAAGUGUUGCACAUAAUCGUUCCUCGCUAUUUUGUCCACUUUCAGUGUACCUUUAAGGUCUUGUUUUAAAGCGUAGAGAGGUUCCUCCGCAGCUUCAUCAAUAUUACACUGCAUGUGCUCCGGAAAAGCAUUCACAUUACUUCAAAGGACACAAGUUGAAGUUCUGAAAGGUGACCUGAGGAUGAGUAUGCUCCUGUGGUGUUUUUUGGUCCUGUUUCUCUGUUCCAGCAGUUUCUCAGUUGUGGAUAAAGCAAGACCAGCAAGGUGGCAUUCAAACCAGAUGCAAGGAAAAAACAUAUUCCGAAACCUCAAAAGGCAUUCCGAUGGGACAUUCACCAGCGACUUCACCCAUUAUCUCGACAGGUUUAAAGCUAAAGAUUUUGUGGAGUGGCUGGCCAGAACCAAACAAGAAGGAUGUCAGGGAGACCUGGUCCAGAUUGCGGCACAGAUUUAAAACAGCGAGGAGAUAACCACAUGUGAUGUACCCAAGCCUCAUGUCAUCCAACCGCAUUAAAAGAAGAUGGAUUUUUUGAAUCCAAAAAUAUUUGUCAGUUGUUUAUGGUGUUCUUAGGAGCUAUGAGCAAUUAACAAAGUGUUCAACUACAGUCCAUCUGCAGUGUUACUGUUAAUAAUGAUACCCACACCACAAUGAGACUCCAUGUUGGAUCAUUUCAAUGUUUUACUUAGUUUUUCUCUACAAUAUGAGUAAAGCAUGAUAAGACAUGGAAAUUAACUUCAGAUAACUAAUAAAGACUGGAAUAUUUUCUGAAUGCAUUUUGAAUUGAACUGUAUACCACUGAUGUUCUU
Messenger RNA from Labrus mixtus (cuckoo wrasse), 1015 nucleotides. RefSeq names its product glucagon-1-like. Gene Ontology annotation, molecular function: hormone activity; glucagon receptor binding. The transcript is spliced from 4 exons. Gene Ontology annotation, biological process: positive regulation of insulin secretion involved in cellular response to glucose stimulus; adenylate cyclase-modulating G protein-coupled receptor signaling pathway; negative regulation of apoptotic process. NCBI's taxonomy places the organism in Eukaryota, Metazoa, Chordata, Actinopteri, Labriformes, Labridae. Bases 321 to 662 code for a protein of 113 amino acids. Gene Ontology annotation, cellular component: extracellular region. The record is from RefSeq and is a predicted model, not a curated record.